This is a messenger RNA of Acanthosepion pharaonis, 495 nucleotides long. NCBI's taxonomy places the organism in Eukaryota, Metazoa, Mollusca, Cephalopoda, Sepiida, Sepiidae. The record is from the annotation of a GenBank genome assembly.
AUGGUCUCACACCUCUACCUUUGGCAACUGCGCGCCAAUUGUUCAUAUUUUCAGCAGCUGCUACAGUAUGGCACUUCGCACCAUUUGAGAUUUCUUUGUACUCUUUUUAUUGAAUAUUCCUCGGGCAUCCUUUUCUUUUCUUUCAUUAUUUGCCUUUAUUUGAACGAUUUAACGCAGCACAACCUGGAUUCAUAUCGGUCGUCAGCAAAACUUAAUUCCGAAAAGUCUAUAGAAAUAACAAAUACGACAAAGGUUUCACUCCGGAUCUAUCUAUCUAUCUAUCUAUCUAUCUAUCUAUCUAUCUAUCUAUCUAUCUAUCUAUCUAUUACAUUGUUUUCUCUUGAAUCUAUCAGUUAUUUAUAUAUACAAACCUUUCAUGUAUAUUUGUCUCUCUGUUUUCUACAUUUCAACAUAAACCUAUCUAUCUAUCUAUCUAUCUAUCUAUCUAUCUAUCUAUCUAUCUAUCUAUCUGUCUGUCCCAUUGUAUUCUCUUGA